AUGGUGGAGGAGAUUCUUGGGCCACUCCCUGCUCGUCCACCAACACCUCCACGGCCUGGUUCACACUUCGAUAAUCCUACCAAUUCGCCCGUCCAAGUCCAAACCCCAGGAAACGAACCCUGUACAGAGUUCCCUGGUGCUACUCCAUCAAGUCGCACCUCCAAACGUGUGAGCUGGGCGUCAUGGGUUGCCCGCGCCAUCGACGAGGAAAAUCCUCCGUUUAAGAAAGACAGUCCGUUCAAGGAUAGCCCUUUUAAAUCAAUUCUGAAGGAAACCAGUUCUCCGAUGCCUGUGUUUUUGCCUACUAUUGAUAAUAAACUCACAUCUCUGUCUCUCUCCAUGCUUCUGGAAUCUGUCAUCCAGCAACUUGCUGGAGAAAAUGUCACCUCCCGUGUGGAUGCAUACCUGCAAUUUUAUAACGCACUUCGGGCAUAUGAGGAGUUACCACCACUGAGGAACAUUUCAGAAAAGCUCAACCUGAUCACAGACUUCAUUCAGCGUGACGUGAGUCGAAACUCUUUGACCAACAUACCUCUCGACAAUAAUCUUGCCAACCAUGCUUUAAAGCUAUCAGCUGUAAUUGUCUGGCAUCCAAAGAUUACGCCAGUUUUAUCUGAUGAGUUCAAGACUUUCCUGAUUGAACAUGCAACCUUCUGUAUUCAUGAACAUAAAGUGCCCAAGUCCGUUUUGACACAUUACAUGAAUAUCCUCUCCACCCAGACCUUCGGCUCCCGAAUCAUGACAACCACGCGCGUUAUACGCCUACUCACCGCAUUAAGACACAUCACAGAGUUUGUCACUGGGAAAUCGAUCGUAGUGUACCGAUUGAACAUAUACUCGCGUCUUCUUUUUCAAUGCCAGUCUACUUUCGUGGCUCAAUCUCCGUUGUGGGCGGAGCAUCUGAUUUUUGGCCUCCUUCAUCACAUCAAAGAUACCCGUCAGAGAGCUAUCACAUUAGGCCUUCAAAUAUCUACAACUGUAGGCCCAAAUCAUACAUUGUCGAUGUCCAUUCGUGACGUUUUCAAUCAACCGAUUCAGAACGGUGGCAAAUUGGCGAGCGAGAUUCGAGAGCGAAUGUCAAGGAUGGUAACAACACCGGAAACUGGUAUUCAUGUCCCACAAAUUUGGGGCGUUUUGAUACUUCUACUCAGGAGCAAGACCCAGAGCUUGGAUGAAUGGGAGUAUUUCAAGGAUUGGAUUCUUCUCCUUCAAAAGUGUUUCAACUGCAGCGAUACUGCCAUCAAAGCACAGGCCAGUGUAGCCUGGAACCGCUUUGUUUCCGCUGUCAAUCCAAAUGAAAAAACAAGUCCGUCCUUGAUCAAGAUGCUCGGCAAGCCAGUACUUUCCCAGCUCGAACGCAAAAAGUCGGAUAAGCCCAUAUCUGUGCCCAGUCAGCUGGCUCUCCGGAGCUACUAUACCCUUCUGUAUUACUGCUUUCGACCCUCAUCUCCUCCCAAGCACCUUGAUCUUGUUUGGGAUGAAUUUGUUGCGCUCCCCUCUCCCCGCAUUCUCGACAGUGCCGCCAAGGCCUGGUCAGAGACCCGAGUAUAUAGCAGUUUGAAAAUUGAGGCCGAAGAACUUUCUCCCCUCGACCCCAAGUGGGUGCGCUCAAGACUACCCAGCGUCUUGAAAGUUUUUGAGUGCAUUUUCAGGUCCUCUAUUUGGAAUCAAGAGAAGCCGGAGAAGUCUAAUGUUGCUGUGGCAUGGAACAAUUUAGCCAAUGCCCUAUGUACGGCCUCAAGCAAAGAAAUAACCCCCUCAGGAGAGUCUAUGCAGGCUGCGGCUAGUAUCCUUGGGCUUCUGCACUGCAUUUGGAUCACAGGACCUGUUUCUCUGAAUGCUACUGGGCACGGCUCAGCUAAUGCCUUUUUUGAGAGAUUUCAAUAUCUGGCCGUAACAAUUAUCAACACGAUCGGAAGCCCUUUCACCGAAAAGUCUGUCUUAAAAACCGCUGACGGAAAGUUUCGAACUGCCAGUGCUUCAGCCCGACGCGAGCUGGACGAAGGUAGAAAUUUGAAGCCUUCCAUUCUACAUCUUCUAGAGAUGAUGACUAGCACUUCCGUGAUCAAUGAUCCCAUUCCAUCCUUUGUACGCUUAAUUGAUGCGACCAUUGAAGCAUCAUGUAAAGGAAGGAUCUCACGUGGGUCUCGCCUGGAACUUUUACAACAAGUGGCAACGUUGAGUUGGCCUUCUAUUGCCGAAUCAGUCGACAAUACCGUUUCAUCCGGGGCAAUCAACAAGUCGCCCCUUUCUGCGGCACUUUGGACAUCCACCGCUCGUGCAUCUGUGGAUGCGUUACAGUCAUUCCCAAUUGAGUCUACCAGAGAGCGUGAUGGGUCUAUUUCCAAAGACUAUGACAACGUUCAUAAGAUUCUGUUUUCCGGUCUCCAAAUUGGGGUUGUGUUUCACGAGUGGUCGAAACUCCUCGAAGUAUUCGUACGCGUCGCACGAACAGAGAAAGGAGUUGAUGCGCUGGGUAUCUUGAUAAUUGAGCCCAUAGCUCAAAGUAUCUCUGGUGUUCAAGUGAAGGAUGCAUAUUUACCGCUAACAUCCUUGCUUGGCCAUGCUCUAACUGAGCCUUUACAGGGCUUGGGAGUCAGCAAUGGCCAAAUUGUUAUGGAGGAAGCAAUAUCUUCGUCUUACUGCAAACUUCUGGAACAGAUUGGAAGAACUCUCCAGCUAGCAUAUGCAACCCUCCAUUCCGAACACAAUUCAUGUCUCGCUAUUUUCAUCGAAUGUUUGACUUCCUUCCUGAACUCUGUGUCGCCAUCAAUUCGCUCCCAUGUUCUGGAUACCCUUCAGGGCUCAUUAUAUCAUUGGGUAAAUGAUGAAGACUUCAAACUUGAUGUGAAGAAAGGUGUUGAUAGUCGCAUUUUGACUGCAUGCCGGGCCCUUACAUCAACCGUUCUCACAAUUUUACAGACAUUUGUGGCCAGGGAUUUUCAAUCCCUGCAGAAAUUUGAGAUCAUCAUUUGUGCUGGUCUGGGGUCAUCCGACAUCUCCCUAGCAAAUAAUUUCGUUGAUUUCUGGGUUUCUAGGGUGAACGACUUCAACGAGUCAGACCACUUAGCUUAUUCGCAGAGCCCCACGGCGAAACAGUUCGCGCAGGUUCCUGAAAGACUAAAAGCCACGGUCAUCCAUGAAGCUAGUACUCUGAAUGCUUCCAUUCCAUCCCUAGCUGUGCAACAGCAGACUGAACCAUUACCUGCCCUACCUCCUACCACAGCCUCCGUUAUAUCCACAGCGAAUGACCGUCGCCAACCGACCUCAUCACCUGCGAUCGAAGUUGCUGAAGACUCAGCCGUCGAGGCUGCAGAGCCAGAGCCACAGUUCCCGAUAAGCACCGACCAAGAAGAACCCGAGGACGCUAUAAAUCCUGAAACUUCAAUUGUAUCCCUACCUAGUACUCGACGCGAUGUAUUUCGAAUGAUCGAAGCUAUCGGGUCAUCUUCACCUGCAUUAGGCUUCGAUACCCCAGUACACUUGAGAAGGCUUAACACUUGGCAGUCAGCAUCUGAGGUACCUUUGACGCCCACUCUUGUACCGACUGAAACGGAGGAAAGCUUCAUCGGUUCCUCUCCUACUCCUGCAACCAGGGAUCCAACUCCCAUGGCGUCGACAGCUGCGGUCAAAGAUGUCGUGUUGGAAGAUACCCCGGAUAUUCCAUCUUCGCCACCUUCAAUGACUUCCCGUUCCCCAAGCCCUAGUAAGAUGUCCAAAAGGGCUAAGAAGCGGCUUGCAAAGUUGAGACACUCCAACUCAAAUUCCUAUGCCGCAGAGCAACUCCCCCUCAGCGGCCCUGUUCACUUGCUCACACCUACACAAAAGAAGACACGAGGCUCGAAGAUCAGUCAGGUUGAAGAUCAAAGUGAACGUACUUCUACCUUGCUAGUUGAUGAAAAUGUUCCUAGCCGACGCACUCGGUCAGUUCUGAGCCAGAGCACUGGAAAUAAUCUGCAUAAUGCGUUAGACACGACAACAACUGCAUCAAAAACAGAUACACCCAAGAAGACCAACGUCCCAGCUUCACAAAACACUCAAACCAAGCCGGAGACGAGAAGCAGCAGAAAGAAGGAAUCGCUAAAGCCGAUUGAAAUCGAUAAUGAUCAACACAUGGAAAAAUCAAUAACUCCCACGCCUGCUGUCACCGACGAUGGAGGCGAUCUGGACGGUGAUGAUUUAGAAAUGCAAAUUGCAUCCCAACUUGGGCAAGAUCUUGAUUUGGAGCUUGAUCUCGGCGAUGAAGCGCCCGCUUCACAGUCUCCAGAAAAGGUCAAUUCACCUCAAUCUACGAAGAAGCGAAAGCGUGACGAUGAUGUCCAAUCCGUUCCCACAACGGAGAGACGUCGUUCAACCAGACUUUCUACUGUAAAGAAUUUGCUUCCAAUCGACAUUGAAGAUUUGCACGCAGCAGAAUCCCAGGAUCCCGCAGAUGUCGUUGAAUCUUCCCAGGUUGCUCCCUCUACUCAAGCUUCCACCACGCCCCGACGCUCUACGCGCAAUUCCCAGCGUAAAACCCACGAAUCACCUGCAGCUCUAACACCUGAUAUUGUCGUGGAGAAAUCAGCUUCGCAGCCACCAUCGAAGAGGCCACGCAACAACCUGAAUAUUGAUGAAUCUUCCAACCUUUUCGUCGCCGAGGAGACACCAAAGCGAAGUAGCGUCACUCCCAACUCCCGCCAAAGACGGUCCUCUCGAAAGAAAAAUACAUCUCGGAUUAUGCCCUCCCAGGGAGACUCAGCUGAUGAUACUGCUAAGCCUGAGGUAGGCUUGGUUGAAGAGGAACAAGUCAAUCAGGCCCCUGUCCACGGUCCAGUGACUAAUACCAAGGAAGUCAACUUGUCUCUUGUUUCCCAGGAAGAGGUGACCACUGAUUCUCAGAUGAUAGAGGCUCUGACAUCGACUGAGUUCGUCGCUGAUGCCAAUGACAAAAUGGAUACGCAAGUGAAUCAUUCCACCGAUCAGAUCGCACAGGUCAAUGAUGUCGCCACAGCAGGCGUUCAAACCGAGUCAACUGAAAGUGCCAACUCUGAGAUCAGUGACAGCGAUAUUUCUCAAUCUCUGAAAAAACUGUUGGGCAACAUGGAAACGGCAAGCAUUAGCCCAGAGUCCCUCCGGGAGAUUGAUGAUCUUCUUUUCAACAUUCGCGUGGCAGUACACGAUGCAUCACGUCGACACCACAAUUCCGCAUAG
This is a messenger RNA of Penicillium taxi, 5193 nucleotides long. RefSeq lists its product as uncharacterized. Gene Ontology annotation, cellular component: nucleus. The transcript has 4 exons. The record is from RefSeq and is a predicted model, not a curated record. The coding region runs from base 1 to 5193 and encodes 1730 amino acids. Lineage: Eukaryota; Fungi; Ascomycota; Eurotiomycetes; Eurotiales; Aspergillaceae. Gene Ontology annotation, biological process: telomere maintenance.